Salvelinus namaycush (lake trout) is the source of this 2458-nucleotide messenger RNA. Its product is annotated as polycomb group RING finger protein 5-A-like. Lineage: Eukaryota; Metazoa; Chordata; Actinopteri; Salmoniformes; Salmonidae. The coding region runs from base 296 to 1006 and encodes 236 amino acids. The record is from RefSeq and is a predicted model, not a curated record. Gene Ontology annotation, cellular component: PRC1 complex. The transcript is spliced from 9 exons. Gene Ontology annotation, biological process: regulation of transcription by RNA polymerase II.
ACUAGUUUCAUACUAGCCUACGUAGUUGAUAUCACCUAGAGAACGCAGUGACACGGACAGGCAAUUCUUCUCAUUCGACCAGCUAUAAUAAAUCCUCAUGGAAAAGGUAGAGAUGUUACGAGUAAUCUGAGAUGGUCUUUAGAAGAAUGGCUUUCCCAGCCGAUGAGUACUGGCUGAGGAUGAUGAAGACGAAGAAGAUACAGGGGUCACCGCAGCAGUGUCAGGGGCUGCAGGGACCUCUGUGAUUGCUGACCCCACCUCAUCUCUGACCUCCCCAGCUCUGUAUUGGCUGACCAUGGCCACUCAGAGGACACCCCUGGUCAAAGACUUUAACUACUUCAUUACCUGCUACCUGUGCAGAGGUUACCUGAUCAAACCCACUACGGUCACUGAGUGCCUGCACACAUUUUGUAAGAGCUGUAUCAUCCAGCACUUUGAAGACAGUAAUGACUGUCCCAAAUGUGGCAUUCAAGUCCAUGAAACCAACCCUCUAGAGAUGCUAAGGUUGGACAAUACUCUUGAGGAAAUCAUUUUCAAGCUUGUACCUGGAUUACGAGACAAAGAGGAACAGCAGGAGAAUGAUUUCUGGAGGAAGAAUAAAUCCAAAGAAAAUGGACAAGGAGACGGCCUUGGGUCUAAGAGGCUUGGGCUCAGUGAUGAUGAGGAUGGUGAUGAAGAUGGUCAGGAUUAUCACAGGAGCGACCCCCAGAUAGCCAUCUGCCUGGACUGUCUCCACAACAAUGGACAUGCUGCAGACGACACAGUGAAGUGUUUAAUGAAGAAGUUCAUUCGCUGCUCUAGUCGAGUCACGGUGGGAACCAUCAAGAAGUUUCUCAGUCUAAAGUUAAAGCUGUCAAGCUCUUGUGAGCUGGAUGUGCUGUGUAACGGGGAGAUUAUGGGUAAGGACCACACUCUGGAGUUCAUCUACAUGACCCGCUGGAGGCUGCACGGUGACAACACAUAUCCCAUGGUCCUGGAGUACAGGCCACGAAUAGACUUUGGCUGAACAAAGCCCUUGAGAAGCCUUCAUCGACAAAUAAAAGCAAUGACUGGAUGUGCAUCAAACUGAGGCCAGGGACUCAUCCUUCCCAACAUUUUUGAACUUUUGUUUAAUUUUGUUGUGUCCUUCAUUGUUGAACAUUCCGUGCUCUUGGCCAAAGUGAUCUUCAAGACAAGUAACUAGCGAGACAAGCUUAGCUGAAACAGAUGUAUGAAUGUAUCCAAAUGGUAUUUAUUAGCCAGGUACUCGGGUAUCCUGGUAACCCAGCCAAUGACAAGGAUUGACCUGCAUCUACAUGAUGAAUACAAGUUGGUGUGGACAGAAAAUUAAAUGGAAAGAAGAAUAGGUAGGAAUCAAGCAACUCCAAGGCCUUCCAACAGAUGCCUGACUGUUUCAACAAGAAAAGUAACAUUUUUUUUAAAUUUAAGCCAUUUUCUUCUCUUUAUAAAAUGCACAUAACAUAUCCACAGAUUUGCCCACAAUCAAUCAAUUGACCGAGCACCUUAAUGUUGCCAAAAGGUUUCAGAGUCUAAACCGAAGCUCAUUCUUCUUCAUUCUGUCCCAUGCUCAGUUAUUAUAACCAGUCUGACAUGUUGCUGAAAUCAACAAGCACUCUCUGGCAGAGGCUCGGGAGCCUGCGUGAUGGGAAGAGAAACGUUAAGCCUCUUUUUAACAAACACACACACUCACUCAACCCAAACUGCAGUGUGAUUACCCUGGCUCCUGCCAAUCUCAGACCUGCACUAAUAGCUUUUUUGGCACCGGUCAGAGUGACCAGGUAUUACAUUUUAGUUUUUCAGAUUAAUCUUAGUAUCUCUCUAGCCGAAAAAGAUACCAUCUUACAUGUUUUGAAGGGAAACCAGUGGUGUGUACAUUUCAUAUUGUUACUAGACCUUUGAUCUAUAAAUGUGUUUUUUGAAGUACAUGACAUUACAACACGGUAGUACGAGAUAUGAAUUAUGCCAAUUAUGGAUCUUUGAUCACAGAAUAGUAUUGGGCACUGUAAGAACUGGUUGGCAUAAGGCUUAUUGUAUUAGCGUUGAGGUGUAGUGUACUGAAGCUGACUCUUUCACAGUGAUUCAGUAUAGAGAGUAUACAGUGUCUGCUUCAUUACCUAGUCAUCUCAAGUUUAGCCUUUUAAACUGUAAUCUAUGUUGAUGUGGUUUAUAUGUGAAAACCAUUGAGGUGUGUUCCUUGCAGUGAAGCCAACCUGUCCUUGUGCUGACAAGGAAAAUGUGUAUUUUUUUUACAUUUUUUUGAAGACAGAAAAGGAAACAUGUACAUAUUCUUAUGGUUAAAGUUUUAUGCUGCUUAGAGUAAUAUAUUAUAUUUUUAAAUGUACCCAUGCCUGAGAAUCAUUCUUGAGAUAUUAGAGCUGUAGAAAUAUUGUUCAUAUCUGUACUUGAUUUAUAAUAAUUAUUCAUUAAUAAAUUAAAUGUUUUUAUUUUACCAACUGUC